AUGGAGAACCAAAAUACAAGAGACUUCCUUAAAAGACAAUGGCCAUCUAUAUUAGCUAGCAAGAAAGAUAUAAAGCUUUCAAACCCUCAGAUAUCUCAUGGAGGGAAAGUCAUAUCAACAAAAAUUGCUAUAAGAAUCACCUCUUCCAAUAAAGACAGAAGUGAAUUCUUUGAAAGAUGGACACCACUUUAUGAUGAAGAAUCAAUAAACAUAUUGGGUGGAGACUUUAACACCAAUACAAAUCGAGUUAGUCAAGCAUCAGCACAAUCGGAUGCAACAUGCAUACAGCUUAAAAGACUUACUAACAAUUUUGUUAACUUAGCAUUUUUUGAAGGGAACAACCCUUUUCUAACUUUCUUCCAAAACACAUGGAACAACAAAACUAUGGCAACUAGAUUAGAUUCUAUCUUUAUUGAUAAAAAUUAUGUCUUACUUGUGGAAAAAACAGAAACUUUAUUUGGCAACUCAGAUUACCUAAGAGAUAGACACCUUCAAGCUACUCGGAUACGAAAUCUAUACAAAUGGACAACCAAAAAAGACUUAUAG
Messenger RNA from Dentiscutata erythropus, 546 nucleotides. The record is from the annotation of a GenBank genome assembly. NCBI's taxonomy places the organism in Eukaryota, Fungi, Glomeromycota, Glomeromycetes, Diversisporales, Gigasporaceae.